Messenger RNA from Hemibagrus wyckioides, 2876 nucleotides. Its product is annotated as transcription factor Sox-8-like. The record is from RefSeq and is a predicted model, not a curated record. The coding region runs from base 142 to 1503 and encodes 453 amino acids. Gene Ontology annotation, cellular component: nucleus. The transcript is spliced from 3 exons. Gene Ontology annotation, biological process: morphogenesis of an epithelium; negative regulation of transcription by RNA polymerase II; neural crest cell development. Gene Ontology annotation, molecular function: DNA-binding transcription factor activity, RNA polymerase II-specific; RNA polymerase II cis-regulatory region sequence-specific DNA binding. Lineage: Eukaryota; Metazoa; Chordata; Actinopteri; Siluriformes; Bagridae.
CUUUUUAGCGACUGUCACCGAGUUGCACAACGAGAUCUGAGUUUCCAACAGCGCAUUAAAUCAUCGUCACUAUCCACACGUAAGGGAUACGAGGAAGAUUUCACUGACAUCAAGAAGGAUUUUGACCAGAGAGACCCAGAAAUGACCGAGGAGCGCGACAAGUCCAUGGCGGACGCACCGUGCAGCCCGACAGGUACUUCCAGCUCGGCGUCUCAGGACGAAUCGGAUUCGGACGCUCCCUCUUCGCCGGCCGGAUCGGACAGCCAAGGAUUGCUCCACUCGUCUGGCAAAAAAAUUGAUGAAGAUGAAGAUGACAGGUUCCCGGCAUGUAUCCGGGACGCCGUUUCCCAGGUGCUCAAAGGCUACGACUGGUCUCUGGUGCCGAUGCCCGCACGAGCCAACGGCACACUGAAGAGCAAGCCGCACGUGAAGAGGCCCAUGAACGCGUUUAUGGUGUGGGCGCAGGCGGCACGCAGAAAACUGGCCGAUCAGUAUCCUCACCUUCAUAACGCCGAACUCAGCAAAACCCUGGGCAAACUCUGGCGAUUGUUGUCAGAGAAUGAAAAGCGUCCGUUUGUAGAGGAGGCCGAGAGACUGAGGGUACAGCACAAGAAGGAUCACCCUGACUAUAAGUACCAGCCGAGGCGUAGGAAGAGUGUGAAACCAGGACAAAGUGACUCUGACUCUGGUGCCGAGCUAAGCCAUCACAUAUACAAAGCUGAGCCAGGCAUGGGUGGCCUGGCAGGAUUAGUGGAUCAUCAUCACACAGACCAUCCAGGUCAGCCCCAUGGACCACCAACACCACCAACAACUCCUAAAACUGAUCUUCACCAUGGUCAUGGAAAGCAAGACAUGAAGAAUGAAGGCCGACGUCACCUGGACACUGGUCGUCAGAACAUUGACUUCAGCAACGUAGACAUUUCCGAGCUCAGUACGGAUGUCAUGAGCAACAUGGAGGCCUUUGAUGUGCGUGAGUUCGAUCAGUACCUUCCUGUCAAUGGGCACUCUGUAGCCUCUUCCAUGGUUUCUGAACCCAACCCUGGUGUAUACGCUGCUUCAUAUAGCCACUCUGGGUCCAGUGGGACUGCGUGGAGCCGGAAAGCAGCCCUUUCUUCCUCUUCCACCUCGGCCUCUUCCUCUGGAUCCAGUGACAUGGCUCAGCAUAGACCACACAUCAAAACAGAGCAGCUGAGCCCGAGUCACUACAGUGAGCCCUCUCACAGCUCACCCUCUCACUCUGACUAUGUCUCCUAUGGUGCUCAGAGUUGCACUACAUCAACUGCUCCUUUCCCAAGCUCUCCAUGCGACUAUACAGACCUGCAAAGCCCUGGCUACUACAGUCCAUAUUCCAGCUAUGCGUCCAGCCUUUACCAAUACCCCUACUUCCACUCAUCAAGGAGGCCCUAUGGAGGCACCAUUCUCAAUAGCUUGUCUAUUCCACCUUCUCACAGCCCUACUGCGAACUGGGAGCAGCCGAUUUAUACUACUCUAUCAAGGCCUUGAUCAGUUAGUAUAACGCUGUCUGUACUGUGGAAGCACUUCUGAAGGAAUAGCAGUAGCCAAGACAAGAAGGGGUAUGUUUGCUUAUUCAAGGGUAGAAGAAGAAGAAAAAGUGCCUGCUGAAUUUGCCCACCCCCAAACAAACUUUUAACCAUGAACGGUGCAUAGCCUGGUAGCGCUAGUACAGCAAACAGAAAUCCUCUGUGAGGACCACCUGUCACUGUUUCUCUCCAUUCCCCACAUAUAGGCCUACUCUUGGAAUUGUAUUUUUUUAAUGACUGAGUACAUGCCACUGAUUUGUGUAGGAGAGAAGCACAUGAGUAUGCCAAAUCUGUUUAAGAAGCAGAUGGAGAAAACAGAUACACACAUGCACUGGGACCAAUUAUUUUAAAAAUAUACUCAACCAGAAAGAGUCAACUAUAAAAGUUCUCUUGGUCACCGACUCCUUAAUUGUAAUAAAAAUAUUUCUUCCCUUUUUUGUUGGAGAAAUUCAAUAUCUAUUUAUGUUAAUUGUUCUCUCAUUCUUUGUGUUUAAGUUGUAUAUUUGUAUAAAUUCUGUUCGGGGUUUCUGAAAGGUUCGGGUAUGAAAAUAUAGAAUUUUGUGCUAUUUUACAAUCAUUUGUAUUAUUGUAGCUUAUAGCAUUCCUGGAAAGGAACAAAACACACACACAAACAAACACACACACACACAUACACACACACAAACACACACUCUUCCAUUCCAUAUGAUUUAAAUUAAGCAAAUGAAGCAAGAUAUGAGGUAAAAGAGGCCAAUAUAUUACCAUGUGGUGCAACAGGCACCUGGGGUAAUUGUGUUAGGUGUGUACAAGCCAAAUUAGCCCUAUGCAGUUUGUAGUCUUUUUUUUUUUUUUUACUACUUUUUAAAGCCAAACCCUUGAAAAUUAUAUGAUAAAACAAAUAACAAAUUGUCUGACAUUUUAUUUUCAAGGGUAAUGAAAACAUGCAUGCACACUAGAAAUAAGCAUCUCUUUAUAUCUGAUGUUUUGGUAUUUAAACCACUAUGGAGCUGCCAUAUAUAAUUUUCCUUGUGUGAUUAUGUUAAUUAUGUUUUCAUUAUUUUGAAUAUUUUUUAAAUCUUGUUGAAUUAACAUGUUCACCCCACUGUCUCAUCAUUUGUGUUUAACCCGUUGUUUCAGAAAUGUUUGCCGGUUUCAUAGUGACAUUUGAGACUCAUAGCGUAAUUUUUCCUAAACAUGUUGGUUUAUUCAGGCUGUGAAAAGCCAAACAGUGUUCUUUUGUUUUACUGUUGUCAUUUUUUAAAGUUGGCUAUGAAUUUUUUUUUCUGUGUUAACAAAGCUAACCUUAAUUGCAGGCCCUAUCUGUGAAAAACACAAUAAAUCUUUUUUUUUCCUGAA